Molecule: messenger RNA, 2138 nt
Organism: Esox lucius (northern pike)
Lineage: Eukaryota; Metazoa; Chordata; Actinopteri; Esociformes; Esocidae
Gene: crlf1b
Product: cytokine receptor-like factor 1b
Exons: 8
Coding region: 276-1454 (392 amino acids)
Biological process (GO): cytokine-mediated signaling pathway
Cellular component (GO): external side of plasma membrane
Molecular function (GO): cytokine receptor activity; protein binding
Source: RefSeq, a predicted model, not a curated record
AGGCGUGCACUAAAGCAAACCCUCACUGAACUAAAGGCAACCCGUAUUGUGGCUUUCACACAACCACUGUUCAUCAACUCAUACCCACUUAACACAAGGAUCUCCGACGUUCGAACUAGUUUCUUCGUUAGAAAUUCACUGUAGAUGUAACGUUGUUGGAGAGCUGCGUUUCCAUUACUGCGUUCUCAAACACAGGAGUGUUAACCCGCGGGUCUUGGAGCAGAAACGUCAGGAGGGAAAAGACUAGAGAGGCAAAGAAAAAGGAAAUCUGAAACAUGAUCUCCUUGUUGUGUCUCAUGCUGUUUUUUCCACGUGUGUUCACCUCGUCGACACAGGUGGCUGUGAUCUUCCCCCAGGACCCAGCAUUGCAGAUAGGUUCCAGCCUGACGGCCACAUGCACAGUCAGCCCAGAGCGGGGACUGCUUGUACACACUAUGUACUGGACAUUGAACGGGAAAAGACUCAGCAGUAGCACGUAUGGCCUGCUGAGCCCAAAUGCCCUCAGUGUCACCCUGCACCGCCUAAACGGCUCCCAGCAGCAGUCCGGGGACAACCUGAUGUGUCACAGUGGAGAUGGACAUGUCCUGGCUGGCUCCUGUCUUUAUGUAGGCUUGCCCCCAGAGAAGCCAGUCAACCUAACCUGCUGGUCCCGAAACACAAAGGACCUGAGCUGCAAGUGGACCCCUGGGGGGAGGGGUGAAACCUUCAUCAAAACCAAAUACACCCUCAAGUACAAAUUGAGGUGGUACGGGAGAGAGAGACAAUGUGAUGACUACAGCACGGGGCAGAACCAUCUGUGUUACAUCCCCAGUGACCUGGCCCUCUUCACUCCCUACGAGAUCUGGGUGGAGGCAUCCAAUCAGCUUGGGACUGCCACCUCUGAUGUCAUCACUUUGGACAUCCUGGAUGUGGUGACUACAGACCCUCCAGACAACAUCCAUGUGAGUCGUGUGGGGGAGCUUGAGGACCAGCUGACCGUCAGCUGGGGUAGCCCUCCAGCACUCAAAGACUUCUUGUUCCAGGCCAAAUACCAGAUACGAUACCGACUGGAGGACAGCCUUGAAUGGAAGGUAGUGGACGAUGUAGGUAACCAGACAUCAUGCCGGCUAGCUGGGUUGAGGCCAGGGACGGUGUACUUUGUCCAAUUGAGGUGUAACCCAGUGGGAAUCUAUGGCUCCAAAAAGGCUGGGAUCUGGAGUGACUGGAGCCACCCUACAGCUGCCUCCACACCUCACAGCGAGCGGCUGCAGAGUGGGUCAUGUGACCCGAAGUCGGGCGAGCAGAACUCCACCCUGCGACAGGAGCUCAAGCAGUUCUUUGGCUGGGUCCGCAAACACACCUACGGCUGCAGUGGCAUGUCAAUCAAACUGUACGACCAGUGGAGGGUGUGGUUGCAGAAAUCGCAUAAAACGCGCAACCAGGUCGGAAUCCAUAUGGAACAGAAAAAGAACUGAUGCGAGACGCCAGCGUGUUACACUGCUGUCUGCCACACAGGAUUAAAAUAGAGUGGAAUCCCUCUUUGCUCAGAUACAGCCAUCUAUCUCUACGAAUUGCUCACUCACUGACUACACACAAACAGAUCGGUGAGUGGGAGGAUGGACACGUUUCUUAAUGUAGCAUUAGAAUGUGUUUGACUCAAUGGCCAUAAAUCAUCGCACAGACUACCGUCAGAUCAGACAAGUAGUGGCCACUAUCAUAGGCUUUUAACACAGACUUAAGACCAUUUAGCAAUCCUGCUGUAAUGUUUUAUAUAGUGCAAAGAACUAUUUCAGCUCCUGUUUGGAAAAGUCUAUCACAGAACAUUUCAGUAUUCUAGAACAUGAAGGAAUUUCCAUAUUGUAUUUCCAUUUUAACCACUUUAAAAAGAUAGCUAAGGAUUUUGGGAAUAAAGCCCUUAAUCUACUUCCCCAGAGUCAGAUGUACCAUGUUUUAUUGUUGCCUUACGUCAGAGAAGACACAGAUUCUGCAUCUCCAUGACACUUCCAUGUUUGUAGUGACAACGUCUGAAGUGAGGUGAUUGUUAUUGGGUCCUGUAUGGAGAUGGUCCCAUGUCCAGCCAUAUAGCGAUUGCAUUAACCCUAGUUUUCAACUCCCUCAAAUUAAAUGUAGACAUUAAAUUAUAUACACAAGGUACUGAU